This is a messenger RNA of Dreissena polymorpha, 1572 nucleotides long. RefSeq lists its product as uncharacterized. The coding region runs from base 264 to 1100 and encodes 278 amino acids. Lineage: Eukaryota; Metazoa; Mollusca; Bivalvia; Myida; Dreissenidae. The transcript has 2 exons. Gene Ontology annotation, molecular function: zinc ion binding; oxidoreductase activity, acting on single donors with incorporation of molecular oxygen; ferrous iron binding. The record is from RefSeq and is a predicted model, not a curated record.
AUUGGUAUUCCAACCUAGAUUCGGCGAAGUCACUAUUUAGAACAUAAAAUCAUAACAAAAACAAUCGAUGUAGCAGUGGUAAAUAACAGCUUAACGUUAUCAUGUGAUGUAACAUAUGGAUGUGCAACAGCUAGUGUAUGCUAAAUUAUUUUGUUUUCUAAGGUAUUAAUUUUUCACUCUUAGUGUUUCGUCGUAAUCAAAGGAGCUGUUUGGGCAACCGGUUUCUUUAUGUCAACUUGUCAAGAAAAACUAUCAAUAAAGUUAUGAACAAGAAUCAGCCUGUCGUGUUUUUGUCCCACGGGGCAGGACCUUCGUUUUAUUUGGACGAUGAGCGGUACAGCAGCCUUAAACAACUGGAUAAAAAUUCGGAAGCAGCAAGUUUUCUGAGAAACCUUUUAAGGAAUGCUCACAUCGCGAAACCGGAAGCUAUUUUAGUGAUAAGCGCACACUGGGAAGAAAAGGUAGCGACUGUAAACGUCGCCGUCAACCACUCUCUGUAUUAUGACUAUGGGGGAUUUCCACCGGAGACGUAUAAGUUACAGUGGCCAGUAAAAGGGGCGCCGGGAGUGGCAGCUGAAGUGAAGUCGAUGCUCGAGGCCCGAGGAAUUCGGUGCGCAGAAGAGACUUCACGAGGCUUGGAUCACGGGGUGUUCGUGCCGCUGAAACUAGUGUUCCCUGAAGCUGACAUACCAGUUACACAGUUGUCGCUGUUGAGCAAUAUGAGCGUCGCGGACCACCUCGCUAUCGGAGAGGCGCUAGGAGAGUUGGCCUCAAAGGGAGUCCUUAUCGUCGGCAGCGGAUUCGCUACCCACAAGGGAGGUAACCUAGAUGCCCCUACCCCCCAGUGGGUUUUAAACUUUCGGAAAUGGCUUCACGACGCCCUCUUCAGCGAGAGAUACUCGGGCGUUGAACGAAAGGCGAAGUUCCUCGCCUGCGAGAUGGAAGAAACGGAAGUAAAUAAGGCCCAUCCGUCGCUCGAACAUUUUCUGCCUAUUCUUAUGUGCAGUGCGGCCGCAGGGUAUAGGCCCGGGCGUCUCUUGUAUUCAGAGUUCGUUAUGUCGUCAUUGUUGAAUGAACAUUACAUCUUUCCAAUUCAGUAAAUUCUUAUGAUUGUAAACGAUAUUAACAUAUUAGUGUGAAUAAUAUUGUAUUAGACUAUAUUCAGUUUUGUUUGUAACCCGUAUCAGCAUUGAAUGUUUUUUUCUGUCGGUCUGAAUUAGAUUAACAAGUGGUACCAUUUUGUCAAUAACACAAACGCCGCUUACCCAAACCCUAAUUGAUAUCCAUAACUUCUCAUAUAAACAAUCUCGUUUUGACCUUUGCCUUUCCUUAUUAUUUUUUUCAAAAACGUUUUAAUAUGUUAUGAUUGGAAAAAUAUAAUUUACAAUUGUCUCUUAUUCCGCAAAUUGCAUCAGUAUGCAAAUGACAUGGUUGUUUCUUGUGGCCAUUAAUUUUUCACGCCUAUCACCGAAUCUCAUUUUGACUUUGACAUCGUCUUAGAUCGUUCCUAAAUGUCUAAUUUCAUUGAACCAUCCAGCACAAACUGGGACCAUAAAUGCUUAACGUACACAA